This is a messenger RNA of Balaenoptera musculus (blue whale), 1963 nucleotides long. RefSeq names its product spermatogenesis associated 33 (gene SPATA33). The record is from RefSeq and is a predicted model, not a curated record. Gene Ontology annotation, cellular component: nucleus; cytoplasm. The coding region runs from base 43 to 672 and encodes 209 amino acids. The transcript has 4 exons. NCBI's taxonomy places the organism in Eukaryota, Metazoa, Chordata, Mammalia, Artiodactyla, Balaenopteridae.
CCGAGGUGCAGGGCCCGGGGCUGCGUCGCGGGGAAGUCACCUAUGGGACUUUCCAAAAGCAAACACAAACUCCGGAAAGGUGGGGAGCCAAAGUCGGGGCGCACCUAUUCAAUCCCAAAGGCUACGGAAAGGCCGGUGGACAGGCCUUCACAAGAGUCUGAGAAGCCUCCAGACACCAAGCCUGCAGAGAGCUUCCGUGAGAAGAAAGGGGCAGCUAAGCGGCAGUGGCCUUCAUGUCUUGCUCCUGCGUUUGUCACCCGGGCUGCCCGGCAGCUCAGGCUUUCCACGGGGAUGGUGCGGGUGCCUGUCCCGUUCCCCUCCUGGAAGGAGGCCUCCAGGGUCACCACCGCGUGGCUGCGUUGCCGAUUGGUAUUCCUUUGCUCUGGCCCUAACACAGAUAUUGUCUGUUUUACAGAAGAGUUUUUCCACAGACUUAUGAAAUACCUGGAUGUUUUCUUCCUUCUAGAGAAACCUGAUGUAAAUUCAGAAAAGAAGAAAUUUGCCAUCCCCCAGAUCGUCGUCACCACAGCCUCAAAAGAGACUCUGAUCAGCUACGGUUCCACAGGAAUGGAGGAGCAGAGGACCAUUCGGGAAAGGGCUGAGCCGGGCCCGUUCUACCGACACAGGAACCCCAGUACGGUAGACGCCUAUAAUUCACAGACCAAAGAAUAAACUGGCACCCCAGCAGCUGCAGUCACUCCCUGCGCUCCGAGUCUCAGAGGUGAUGGCAAAGGGCUGCCCUAUCCUGUGGAGAGCUGCAGGUGCCCCUUCAGUAAACAAGGCUCUCCCCAGCUUCUCCAAAGCCGCAGGCAGCUUGGCAGAGGGCAAGAGUGACUCUGGGGUAAUCGGUGAAGAGAUGACCCUGUUGGAGCUGUCUGGCUGUGCAGAGUGAUGAACCGGUAGCAGGCAGCAUCUCUUGCUGACUCUGGAUGGGCAUUAGAACCCUUCCCGUUCGCUUCGGAAGGAGCGUGGUGUAAGCACUCAGCAGUUACAGUGGAGGAGGUGUCCCCCACCCUUGAACAAAAGGUCGGACUCUGAGGACGAAACCUUAAGGUGUUAGGUCCCAGAACAGGGAAGUGCACAGUCACCUUGGAGGGUCCAAGGGCUCCUAGCUUGAGUAUUAAGGAUGCAAGGUAUUAUAGGAUCCAGAAGAAGAAUGCGGAUGCAGGUGUGGUGGCAGCCAUGGCACUUAGAACUGUGGAAGUGGCUUUGUCAGAGCUGCCCUGGGAGAAGGUGAGUUGAACUGAUGACUUCCCCUCUUUCUGGCUGUGUUUGAGGGCUCCUGGUGGGGAGGGGCCGUUCAGGGGACCCCCAGCCUCAGCUGUCCAUCCUCACCAGCAGCCCUUGGGUCAGAGUCCCCUCUCCUCCGGGGUGGCUGGAGAGAGUGCCCUGCCCGUCCGAGCUCAUACGUUUAGUCUGAUGACAGUACACGUCAGCUUCCUUCGUUCCUGGAAUGGUCAGCAGGCCGUCCACAUGGUCUGUCUCUGUCUAUUGAUGAGGGUCAUAUUCCUUAGUAGUAAACAGUACAAGUGACUUCCAAUCCAUGAGUUUUGGUAUAACCCAAGAAAAAAGAAAUCUCAUAUUGACAUUGUUUACUAACAUAUUAUCAACAUCCUUAUUUGUAUUUAUUUAGUAUGUUUAUUUAUGCAUCCUGACUUCCACGACUAAAUAUUUAUACAGAAAAAUCAAGCCCGUACAAAGGUGAGUUUGAACCCAUCGGGUCAGCAUGCCUCUCCUUCUCUAUAAAGUUUCUAGUAGCUGUUGCAUUUCUAUUAUUUGACCUAGAAAUUGCCCUCCUCCUACCCCUGCCCUGAGCAUCUCAAACAAAUAAUCCAAAAACUGUACUUACCAUGGCAUUAAUUCUAAUCUCAUUAUUGGCCGUGAGCUUAGCUUAUCAGAAUUCUAAAAACCAGAAUGAACUGAAUGUGGUAAUUAGGUUAAAUUAAAUCAUUUUGACUCAUGA